Molecule: messenger RNA, 2925 nt
Organism: Zonotrichia leucophrys gambelii
Lineage: Eukaryota; Metazoa; Chordata; Aves; Passeriformes; Passerellidae
Gene: GNB1L
Product: G protein subunit beta 1 like
Exons: 8
Coding region: 217-1203 (328 amino acids)
Molecular function (GO): protein binding
Source: RefSeq, a predicted model, not a curated record
CGCUAACCCGUGACGUCACGCGCGGGGCUCGGCAUUCCUCCGUAUCCGCCUGGUUCCCGCGGGGAUCGCCGAAUAAUCGCUACCACGCACCCGCCCCGCCGGGCGGAAGAGUUCUCGGAAGGUGAUCAAGCUGGCAGAUCAUUAUCCCAUCAACUCCCAGUUCAAGGUGGAAUUACUCUUGUGCCUAUAAACCACUAGAUCCAGUUCACUGCUCCGAUGGCUCUGCCACCUCCGGAUCCACAGUUUGUGCUCAGAGGCACCAGUGCUGCAGUCCACACUCUGCAUUUUUCCUGUGGAGGCCCAGAACCUGAUAUCCCCCUUCUUUUCUCUGGGUCUGAGAAUGGGUUUAUCCAUGUCUGGAACCUGAAAACACGCAGAGUGGACACAGCAUUGGAUGGCCAUGGAAGAAAAUCUGUCUGCUGUGUGAAGACAAUGGGUGGUAAAGACAGGCUUCUCAGUCAGGGGCGCGACCAGAGGAUCUGCCUGUGGGAUUUAGCAGAGGGACGGACUUCAGUGACGGAUUCUCUCUGCACGGAGCAUGUGGGAUUCUGCAGAUGCUCUCUGUUACAGGUGGCACAGGGACGCUGGCUAAUGGCCAUGGCAGCCAGAAGCCUGGAGGAGGUUCAGAUUUUGGAGCUGCCAUCCAAGACGUCAGUCUGUACCUUGAAACCAGAGGUGGGUGCCAAGCUGGGCAUGCCCAUGUGUCUGAAGUUAUGGCAGCCCAGCUGUGGUUCACAGCCUGUGCUUCUGGCUGGCUAUGAAGAUGGAUCAGUUGUCCUCUGGAAUGUGUCAAUGGGAAAAGCGUUGAGCCGACUCAGUUGCCACCAGGAGCCAGUGAUGAGCCUUGACUUUGACUCGGAGAAGGCCAAGGGGAUCUCAGGCUCAUCUGAAAAGGUGCUGAGCAUCUGGAGCCUCAAUGAGCAACAGAACCUGCAGGUUUACAAAACACACGAACUCAUCAACGCUGGCAUAUCUGAUAUCACCAUCCGGCCAGACAAGAAGAUUUUGGCAACAGCAGGGUGGGACCAUCGCAUCAGGAUCUUUGGGUGGAAGAAGCUGAAGCCCUUGGCAGUGCUGGACUAUCACACAGCAGCCGCCCACUGCGUGUCCUUCUCCGACCACAGCAGCCCCCGGGACCGGCUGCUGGCUGCCGGCUCCAGAGAUCAGCGCAUCAGUGUCUGGUCCAUCUAUGCCCAGACAUGACACAUCUGCCCUGCCAUGCACGAGGGAAACAGCACUGCUGGAGCAACUCCCAGCACUGCAACUCAAACGUGCCUGUGGGGAAGUGGUAGAAUCCGUCUCCAGGCUGAAGUGAGAGUCCUAGGUUAAUUCUUAUGCUGCUUGUUUAAGCUAUAAAUUUUUUCUUCUGUAGAAGAAAGUGGAUUUUUAAAAUUCAUAACAAGCAGAACAAGGCCAGUCACAAAGACCAAAGUUGCUUUGGGUUCUGCUACAGGUUUUGCAACACCUUUCCUUUGGCAGGUUGCUGACAUAACUUGUGCCAAUAUCUUUUGUAAAAAUGGACUGGAAUCCCUCAAACUGCAGUGGGGGCAGAAUAUGUCUGUUUGUAAGUCAUUUAUGUAUCCAAGAAUCUGAAUCGGUGUAAAACAUCACUCUUCCUUGAAAAUUUAUACCCAUUAAACCACCUCCAGUGGUUUCUCAUUGUCAGUUACUUUUUCUUCCCCCAAACUGAAAGGCUAUCAGAACACCCUUGAUUUGUUCACACUUCUGUCAGUUUCUAACUUAAACCAACAGCCAGGAAUGUGACUAGGGAUGGCCUUCGGCAUUUAUGAAUUUCAUUAUGUCUCCUGUCACCUCAAGCCUCACAAUUAAUCACAAGAAAGAAAGGAAAAAAAUCUUCCCCACCAUUGCACUGCAAAGCUAUGUAAAGCCUUUUACAGAGCCAGUGCUAAAUCCUCUCCAUAGACUGAUGAGCUGAAGGAUUUAAACUCGACAAUCCAAUUAGCGCCCUGCUCCUUGGAGAGUCAGGGCUGAGUUUCAGCCUGGAAAGUCGGGGAUUCAGCUGCACAGCUCCCAUGAACAUUCAGGGGAAUCACAUGGGUAAAUCCUUCUCCACACAGUGCAAAUGGUUCCAUUAACUUGUCAUCUCUACAGUCAUGAGAACUGAAAUUCAUUCAUGAAAGUUUUGUUGUUUGCCUCACAAAGCAGCAUUUGCAUUCUUGUAAAGCGUAUUAGACACACACCAGUGUGCUGAGAGCCAGGCUACUGCUGGAUUCUGCCACAAAGCUGCAGUGACAACUGUGUCCAGGCUGUACACUGUUGAUACUUGACUGGAAAUAGAGAGGUGGAAAUCAAAGAAAAAGUGACCAAAAGUGAACAGCAACAUCAAAGACUUUGAAAAUUAUUUCAGGAAAAACACACAUGCAAAUUAAGGUUUGGGUCUGUUAUCCAGCUGUGCCUUGCAGACAGAGAAUAUUGCUGGACUGAAAGCCUUAAGCACCCAGUCUGAUGUUCUUUACAUUAAAACACAGAACCAGGAUACUGUUGCCAGGCUUUUCUAAGUAAAAUGUGGCCUUACACAUUUUAGAGUGUGGUGACACUUUAAAUAAUGCAUUUCUUUGAUUAUUUCUUUACUAUUCAGUAGCUGCAUGGAGGAUCACAUUGCAGUUGAAAGUUAAAGCCUAAUUUUGAGUGAUCCCGAGUCAAGGGGAGGUGAUGGUGUUCAUUACAGCCACCAGACAGAGUUGCACUUCUCCACCAUCAUCCACCUCCCACACAGAGGAGGAGCUGCCCCACUGCACAAGCAGCUCCAGCCUCAGCCUGGUGGAACGAGAUGCAGUCACCUUCCACAAACCUGCUGCUGGAAGAAACCUUCUCUUCUGCUCUUUUGCCCCUUUCUCAAAGGAGGUCAGAAUUGACACAAAGAAACAAUGAAAUAAAUAAAUGGAGAAUGUGUUGUUGCAUGUG